Messenger RNA from Setaria italica (foxtail millet), 2327 nucleotides. Its product is annotated as probable mannan synthase 2. Gene Ontology annotation, cellular component: Golgi apparatus. NCBI's taxonomy places the organism in Eukaryota, Viridiplantae, Streptophyta, Magnoliopsida, Poales, Poaceae. The transcript is spliced from 9 exons. The record is from RefSeq and is a predicted model, not a curated record. Bases 56 to 1852 code for a protein of 598 amino acids. Gene Ontology annotation, molecular function: mannan synthase activity.
UGUCGUCAAUGGCGCAAAGCGCCGGGACGUCCUCGCAACUUUCCCCCACAUCCGAAUGUCCUUGUUCCUCUUCCUCGCGUCGCGGCCGCCCACGCCCACGCCACCGCCAUCCGCAGCUACCACCACCAUCACCGCGCCCUUUCAAAACCCAACCGAAAAAAAGCGCACGCAGCCAGAGCCGCUGCACGCACGCGGGCGCACCCACCCCCCACUCCUCCUCCCUUGCCCUCCGCGCUUCCGUUCCGUCCGCUCCAAGCAAGGCACCCGACGCAAGCGUGCCCCUCCCGCAUCCCCGAUGCCGGCGCUCGCUGCCGCGGCGGUGGCGGCGGCGGCGUGGGCGCUGCGGGCGGCGGUGUGGGCGUGCCUCGCCGCGUCGGCCAUGCUCGUCGCCGAGGCCGCGUACAUGGGCCUCGCCAGCCUCGUCGCCGCCGCCGCGAGGCUGUGGCGCCGGCCAGAGCGGAGGAGGAGGUACCGGUGGGAGCCGUUGCCCGGUGGCGGCGACGUCGAGGCGGGCCCCGCGGCGGCGGCGGACUUCCCCAUGGUGCUCGUGCAGAUCCCCAUGUACAACGAGAGGGAGGUGUACAAGCUAUCCAUUGGUGCAGCGUGUGCUCUCACGUGGCCACCAGACCGUAUUAUAAUACAAGUCUUGGAUGAUUCCACUGAUCCGAUUAUUAAGGAACUAGUGGAGCUUGAAUGCCUGGAUUGGGCGAACAAAAAAAUUAACAUCAAGUAUGAGGUUAGAAAUAACAGAAAGGGAUUCAAAGCAGGUGCACUGAAGAAGGGCAUGGAGCAUAUAUACGCCCAGCAGUGUGACUUUGUUGCUAUCUUUGAUGCAGAUUUCCAACCUGAAUCUGACUUCCUUUUGAAAACUAUACCAUUUCUUGUGCAUAACCCAAAGAUUGCACUUGUUCAAGCACGUUGGGAGUUUGUGAACUAUGAUGUUUGCCUGAUGACAAGGAUACAGAAGAUGUCUCUAGACUAUCAUUUCAAAGUCGAGCAGGAAUCAGGAUCAUUUGUGCAUUCGUUCUUUGGGUUCAAUGGUACAGCUGGUGUGUGGCGUGUAUCUGCUAUUAAUCAAUCUGGGGGGUGGAAAGAUCGCACCACUGUAGAAGACAUGGACUUGGCUGUACGGGCAAGCCUCAAGGGAUUUGAGUUCUUGUAUGUUGGUGAUAUUAGGGUUAAAAGUGAACUUCCAAGUACCUUUCAAGCCUACCGACAUCAACAGCAUAGGUGGACUUGUGGUGCUGCCAAUCUCUUCAGGAAAAUGGCAUGGGAAGUCGUUACCAACAAGGAGGUGUCAAUAUGGAAGAAACAUCAUCUGUUGUACAGCUUUUUCUUUGUGCGAAGGGUUAUCGCUCCCCUCGUGACAUUCUUGUUUUAUUGCGUUGUGAUCCCUUUGUCUGCCAUUGUUCCUGGUGUAAGCAUUCCUGUAUGGGGGCUGGUCUAUAUUCCUACUGCCAUUACAUGUAUGAAUGCCAUCAGAAAUCCUGGGUCUCUCCAUCUGAUGCCCUUCUGGAUUCUGUUCGAGAAUGUCAUGUCCAUGCACCGCAUGCGUGCUGCUCUAACUGGUUUGCUGGAGACUGCACAUGCAAAUGACUGGGUAGUCACUGAGAAGGUAGGAGAUCUGGCGAAGGAUGAUCUUGAUGUUCCACUCCUUGAACCAGUGAAGCCAACCGAAUGCGUUGAGAGGAUUUACAUUCCUGAGCUCUUGCUUGCAUUCUACCUCCUAAUAUGUGCCUCAUACGACUUGGUCGUAGGAAGCCAUAAAUACUAUCUUUACAUCUACCUCCAGGCCUUUGCAUACGUCAUAAUGGGUUUUGGUUUUGUUGGAACGAGAACUCCAUGUUCAUAGCAGCUUUGAUGAUGUUACUAAUCCCCAUUUUACAAUUUGCUACUAAGUACAACUGUACUUUGUGUGCAAGGUAAACCUUAUCUGAUGAUAGUGUUUGGCAAGAUACUGGGCCUUGCAUAGUCUAGGGAGUUUUAGAUUCCUAACAAGAAAAUUCCAAAUUCCUUAUUUACCACUGGUUACUCAGAAUUUUAUGAUUUGCCACUGGUAAACCCAUUUUCCCUGACAUACAUGCGUUUUCUCAAUUAUCGCCUUGUGCUAGUCUGCUAGAUGUAUUUGGUUGUAAUAGUCCCAUGGGAGAACUGAGAUAUAAUUGGGUAAGGAUUUCAGAUUCUGGGUUCAUAGUUGUAAUAGGACGAGAGGCGGGUUUGUAUCCUAGAGAUGCCAACCAUGGAUGUAUGACGAUGAAAGAUGGUAUUGAUUCUUGUAUUGAGUUUGAGACAGAGCAAAAACCGUUUUAUUUCGACUCUAUGCUUUA